This is a messenger RNA of Blastomyces gilchristii SLH14081, 1960 nucleotides long. RefSeq lists its product as uncharacterized. Bases 180 to 1226 code for a protein of 348 amino acids. NCBI's taxonomy places the organism in Eukaryota, Fungi, Ascomycota, Eurotiomycetes, Onygenales, Ajellomycetaceae. The record is from RefSeq and is a predicted model, not a curated record. The transcript has a single exon.
UUUCAGUGCUGAACAUCAAUGUUUUUAAGGGGCCCGCCAGUGGAGCUUUUAUACAUCUCACUCACAACUUGAAAACCUCACAGUAGACAUAAAGAGAACAUGAACAAGCACAAUCACCCCCUCAGAUAACAAUUUCCAAUAUAUCUCCAGCUUCAGCUUCCUUUUCAAAGGACAAAACAAUGGGAAACCCCCUCCCAAACACCCCUCAAAUCAUCACCUCAGUAAUCUACCAGCUGUCCAAAUUCCAUCCACCACCACCACCCUCAAGCGCGGUAGCAGCACCACCUCCAGACCAGAAUAACAACAACAAUACGCAGCGUCAACAUCAGAACAACCCUCCUCCCACAGAAACACAUGAUAAUAACAACAACCCGCUCACCCAACUCCCUGCCCCCGUCCUCUCAAAAGUAAAACCCCUCCUCCUAACUCUACAUUGCCUCUUCCCCAACGAACUGCUCCUGGCUCUGGAUAUCCUAGACCGGAGGGGGAUAAAAAGAUAUGAAUAUGAAUAUGGCGAUGACUAUGACGAGGAUGUGUAUGAUCGAGGACAGGGGGCAGGAGAAGCAGAGCAACAGCAGCAGCAGCAGCAGCAGCAAUAUAGACGAGGAGGAAAUACAGACGGGGGGAUAUACUUUGUCAACUCUUUAUCCUCAUCUUCGAGCAUGAUGAAUACAACCAGACCAAAUACCAAUAAUGCCAAUAAUGCCAAUAAGAAUAAUAACCCCACCUCUAAAACCAAACCCCCCCACCUCGUCUGCCUAAACGCCUGGAACUGCUCCUGUCCCGCCUUUAGCAUGGCCGCAUUUCGAUACUUGGAUUCUGAUUCUGAUUCUGAUUCUGAUUCUCCCGAGCACACCACUGCUACUGCUACUGCUACAAGGACCACAACGGGGGCGGAAAAUAGUGACCAGGAAGAAGGAGAAGAGGUAGAAAAACACGACGGGAGAAAUAACCCUCCAUCCUCAACAUCAACAUCAACAUCAACAUCAACACCUACACCUGCCUUCCCAUUUGGCGGCACGCUAACCAGAGACUCGAUGAAGAAUACGCCCGUGUGCAAGCACCUCCUCGCCUGCUUGUUGGCGAACCAGUGUCCGGCGUUGUUUGGUCGUGGGGUUGGGAGGGUUUAUAUGGGUGGUGGUGGUGGUGAUGGUGAUGAUGGUCGUGGUGGUGGUCGGGAAAGGGAGCGGGAAGAGGUUAUGGCUGGGAGGUUUGCUCUGGUUUAAACUACUCCGUAUGCAGUCUUGGGUUCUUGAUUUUAAUGGAGGGGAGAAGGGGGGUUGGGGUUGGCUUUUCUUCUUGUUCUUGUUCUUGUUCUUGUUUCUCUCCAUCUCCCUCCUCCCCCGCUUUUUCCUUCAUCUCCUUGUAGAUCAGCAUAAAUCAGCGUUAUCAGUUGUGUUUUUGUCAACCGAGGCUAGCUCUCCUAUGUGUAUUCCAGCCCCUCUUCCUCCAGUGUUAACUAGUGGUGAUUGAGCUCUUCUGUCCCAGUAGCUGACAGUGUUUGGUUGGAGGUUCAUGACAACAUAUCCAUGAUAUUGCAUUUCUACAGGGUGUUACGGGGUAAGGGUCCGCUUGAGCGAGCAGCUUAAAGGGUAGGCUGUCCUGUGGCAGAUUGUAUUGUAUGUACAUACAAAUAGCUAUGGCCCGUCGGGUUAUUAUGAUCACCGGUUAUUCCCUAGCGCUGUAUUUUGUUCUACUAAACGAGGGUGGACCAGUGUACCGUACCUAGCUGUCCAUAGAUAUAUAUCAUCCCAUCACAUGAAAAUUAAACCGCACACCGAAAAAAAAAGGCCAGCGCAGGGCCAAAUCUCCAUUCAGUUGGUUACAACCACCAGCUGCAUUACUUUGAAAAGACUUUUCUGUGUGUCAUCAGAAAUAGAAGAGCAGGAAAAGAAGCCGUCCUUCAUACCCGCUCCAAGCUUUCUAUCUUGCUAACCCAAACCAAACGAUGUCCACUUUC